CUCAGAGCAGAGGGCUGGGAGGAACUUAUCAUGGUUAGACGCGAGCUAGACUGUUCAAACUGCCUGAUUGUUGGAAAAACUGCAAGCAGUCAACGCAGACUUUGUGAGUUGUGGCAUUGGCAAUGGUCGACCGCUUGCCAGUAGAGGAAGGAUGGGUCUAUGGCCAGAAGCCGAAAGAGCCAGAGGCUCCACCGGACCUUGACAGUCUCUUUGAAGCUGCGGGGGUACCCGAUCAACUUACCAGUGGACAGCCACCAUUUUCGCCAGAGUGGUAUGCUGGAGCAAAAGAGAGGCAGCGGCUGCGUGAUUUGGAGAUCGAACAACUUCAAGGGCUUCGAAAUGAUUCGCGCCAUCAUUGGGCUGAACUGGUAUGGACCGAUUUGCAAAUGUGGCAAGACAGAAUUGACUUCACAGUUGCUUUGCCGGAGCCUCUUGCGGACCUUCAAGCCCUACUUGCACGAACCAAGCACGAACGUCCAGAUGAUGUCUUCGGCUUCGAAGCGAUUCAGACAAUUGCAGAUCAGGCGGAAGUUCGACAAGUGCAAGUCCGUGAAGACCUGGCUGAUGCCAAGCAGCGUAUGACAGACAUAGAGGAUAAAGUGCGCCAACAAGAAGCUGCAGAUGAGGCUGCUGAGAAGGAGCGUCUUGAAAGGAAGAGGCUAGCAGAAAAGCGUCGAAGGCGUGCCGAACGAGUCCUUAAGAGAAAUGAGGCGCUGCUACGUGGCGAGGACCCGCCACCUGUCAUUGAAGACUCCGAUUUGGAGCCAGUUACUGAGACCGAGCUCCAUGAGGAGACCGGGGAGCUCCUGCAGGACACAUUUGAAGGUGAGGACAUGCCGGAGGAGGCGCCUCCACCACUGCAGAGAGGUGGUAUGGCUCGUGAGCUGCCACCCUUGCAGGAUCCACCAAUGCCUCCCCUCUCUUAAGUGCCACGUGGCCAAGUGGCAGAACUCCAUUUUGACUAAUGAUCAAAAGGGCGCUCAAAGGGUGCCAUGUCUCACAAUCGCAAUAGAGGACUACCUUGAAGGUGAGCUGGAUCAAUGUGCGAACCGUAGGUGCUUCUCCACUAAACGGAUGAUUUCCAGGCUGGCUGUGAAGCGUUGAGCAUUGCAGCCCAACAGUUCUCGCACAUAAUUAGGCCUUUCUGUUUUUGACAGGCAGAUCACUCUUGUCUUUUACAUUUUGUGCAAUCACAUUUUACGCUGUGAAGGCCAAGAAAAAGGUUAGGAGUCAUGGCACAUUGGAACGG
Messenger RNA from Durusdinium trenchii, 1249 nucleotides. The record is from the annotation of a GenBank genome assembly. Lineage: Eukaryota; Dinophyceae; Suessiales; Symbiodiniaceae.